GGCGUACAUGCGGUACCGCCGAGGCCUGUCGUACUCCCAAGCGUGGAUGGCCGUCUCCAUGCGGAGGUACGAGACGGACGUCCUCCGUCGGUGGCUGGCCGACCCUGUGCGAGGCCCCGAUUCGCCGCGGAUCGGCUGGGCGCCUGGCGAGCGCAGGCGGCCACCGGCGCAGGGCGCUGGCGCGGCCGCCGUUGGCCCGGACUCUGGCGGCCAGCGGGGCGGCCUUGCGGGGGAGGCGGCCGAGGGCCAGCCCCGCGCCGCUGGCGCAGCGGUGGUGCCGCCCGCGGGUGCUGAGGUGCCCAGCAGCGAAGAGGAUGUGGCAGGGUCCAGCCCGCAGACCUCUUCGCUGCCGCCGCCGAGCCCCUCGCCCACCCGCAACGGCGAGGAGGGCUAG
Prorocentrum cordatum is the source of this 394-nucleotide messenger RNA. NCBI's taxonomy places the organism in Eukaryota, Dinophyceae, Prorocentrales, Prorocentraceae. The record is from the annotation of a GenBank genome assembly.